AUGGACGGGAUCUCGUGGAGGUGCUCGGAUUGUCGCGGUGUUGACGCCAACACUCGCGGCUCGCUUGUCUCGGCGGUCGGCGGUCCCUCGCCGCCGACUACGCGAUCUUUCGCGGCGGCGAGGGAAAAUGCUGGUCGUGGAGAUUUGAUCGCUGCACUGGACGGUAUACAUUCAGAACUCAAAGCAAUUAAAGAUCAGCAAUCGCUUUUCUCGAGUUCUAUCAAUUUUUGUUCAGACAAAAUCUCUGAUUUUGAGGACAAACUGAACCGGAUUAAUGAAUGGAUGCGGGCAACAGAUAGAAUUCUCAGACAAAACGCAGAUAUUAAGGCCAGCGUCUCUUCCUUGGACUCCAGACUGAGUGAAUUGGAGCAAUCUGCUCGUUCGAGGAAUAUAGAAAUUCAGGGAAUUCUGGAAAAGUCCAAUGAGAACUUAAUCGAAGUUGUAAAGAAAAUUGCAGAAUACAUUGACAUCGAUGUAAACCAAAACGAGAUUGAACAUGUACACCGAAUCAAACCUAAACAAUCUGAUAAAACUAAAAUAAAGAGUAUUAUAGUGGAAUUCCGCAGUAGAAAAAUAAAAGAGGACUUUCUGGCAAAAUCGAAACAGAGACGAAUGAGGGGGGACAAAGGAUCUUCUAAAAUGAAUAUACCUGGUCUGUCUGAAUGCUUCUUUGUCAAUGAACAUCUCACCUUGGCGAAUAAAAUUCUCUAUAAAGAAGCAAGAUCUGUAGCUAAGACGAAACUCUUCAAAUAUGUUUGGGUCAAAAAUGGUAUGAUCUUUCUGCGGCAGGAUGACUCAUCCCGCAUUAUUCAUGUGAAGUCCUUGAAUGCUCUUGGCGACCUAUAA
Harmonia axyridis is the source of this 846-nucleotide messenger RNA. RefSeq lists its product as uncharacterized. NCBI's taxonomy places the organism in Eukaryota, Metazoa, Arthropoda, Insecta, Coleoptera, Coccinellidae. The record is from RefSeq and is a predicted model, not a curated record. Bases 1 to 846 code for a protein of 281 amino acids. The transcript has a single exon.